AUGAAAACGCCGAAUAAACUCGUAAUAGAGUCUACUGAUAAUGAGUUAGUCUAUAGCCUAACGUCAAAGGAGGCAUCAUCCUUUGGAUCUACUGAAAUCACUUCUCUUACUGACGUUGGUCUCGGGAACUCUUGUAUUCUUAACGGAGAGAUGUCCCAUAUCAAUCCUACUCUGUUGCCAGAAAUUGUAUCCGCGCCUAACUCAGCCACUACUGCCGCUCUGGAAACUGCUUCGACCUGCUUCACAUCUUUGGUAUCCUUGACACCUAAUGAAGGAGCACAUCAUUGUCCCAGUCCACUAUUUCCACUUCAAUCAGCUCUGCGUCCGAUCAACCAAUUCCGUGGCUACAACCGCUUAGAUCAUCACCUGUUGCCAGAUUCAUUCUCUCCUGUCCUGUCCGAGUUGACUCCAAUGAGCACCACUUCCCUUAUAAAGCCAGCUUUGCCAACACAAUUUGUGCCUGACGCAGAUAAUAAAAAUAACCUUAAGGUUUCAGAUUUUCGUUCUAAUUUCAUUCAAUAA
Protopolystoma xenopodis is the source of this 522-nucleotide messenger RNA. NCBI's taxonomy places the organism in Eukaryota, Metazoa, Platyhelminthes, Monogenea, Polystomatidea, Polystomatidae. The record is from the annotation of a GenBank genome assembly.